AUGAAGUGGGGUGGAAGAAAAUCAUCACCAGCUUCUUCUUCUAAUAGUAUUAAUAAUAAUACUAAGCAUUCUUUCAUCUCUCAAGUGUCUCCUUUUUCAUGGCUGUCCAAGUUCAAGCAGAUGAGGAUUAACUCGGAGCGAAAGCCGGGGCAGAAUGCAAAGCAGAAUUCUGUUCCAUCUUAUGGUUCAGCACCAAAGGAUGCAUGUGGGAAUAGAGGUAGGUUUUAUGGAGGGGAAGAUGAUGCCUUCUGGAGACUCUCAUUUGGUGAAGAGAGUCAUGAGCAUAACAAGAGUAGUGAAGAUAUCUUGAAAUCAACACUGCACAAUUUGGAUGGUGAUCAUGCCAAUGAUGUCAUUCAGUCCUCAGCACAAUUUGGACUGAGUGAUAAAAGACAUGGAAGAAGAGAAGCUAGUCUGAGGUUGAAGCAGAAGGAUAUUGGAAUGGGAGAGGAAAGAAAGUUGCCAUGUGAGAAUGAGUGUGAUCAUGGAGGAAAGGAAUUUGAAUUCUUAAGGAGGAGAUAUGAAAGGAAAGCACAAAAGGUUUUUCAAGAUCAACUCUUGAAACUAGAAAAAGCUGCAGAUAAUCUAGAAUCUGAAUUUGCAUCUAGCAACUCUAAGUCCUUGGAAAAUGAUGUGCUGAAAUCCGAAUCGCCUAGAACGAUUCGAACACCAAGAACAAAUUCGUACAUCUCUGUAAAUUCAAAGAAUUCUGGCGAUGGAAAUAUUAAAGAAGGUGGUGUUAACUCUGGGAAGAAUACUGAAGAGUUGAGAGUGAAGGUUAACAAGAAAAGGCAAUCACUUCAUGUAGGCAAAGAACUUCAGAGGAGGAAGCCAAGGAAUAGUCCAAGGGUAAGAGUGCAUUCUCCGAGGAUGGCUUCCAAGGUCGAAAUCUGCAAAAUAAAGGCCAUAGAAGACAUGAAGAAAGCAAAACUAAAGAUGAAGAAAGAGGAGGAAAUUUCAGAGGAAACGGCAGGUGUAGACAGCUUUGCUGUGGUGAAAUGCUCAAUGGAUCCGCAACAAGACUUCAGAGAUUCGAUGAUGGAGAUGAUCGUGCAGAGGAAGAUCAGCAGGCCAGAAGAAAUGGAGGAGCUGUUGGCAUGUUAUCUCACACUGAAUUCUAGUGAGUAUCAUGAUAUCAUCAUCAAGGUUUUCAGGGAGGUGUGGUUAUAUGUGAACAAGGUUUGUUGUCUUAAAUCAGAAGCAAUGCAGUUGCAAUGA
Molecule: messenger RNA, 1218 nt
Organism: Arachis duranensis
Lineage: Eukaryota; Viridiplantae; Streptophyta; Magnoliopsida; Fabales; Fabaceae
Product: transcription repressor OFP5-like
Exons: 1
Coding region: 1-1218 (405 amino acids)
Biological process (GO): negative regulation of DNA-templated transcription
Source: RefSeq, a predicted model, not a curated record